This is a messenger RNA of Anguilla rostrata (American eel), 2600 nucleotides long. RefSeq names its product phospholipase B domain containing 1a (gene plbd1a). Gene Ontology annotation, molecular function: glycerophospholipase activity. The transcript has 11 exons. The record is from RefSeq and is a predicted model, not a curated record. NCBI's taxonomy places the organism in Eukaryota, Metazoa, Chordata, Actinopteri, Anguilliformes, Anguillidae. The coding region runs from base 274 to 1824 and encodes 516 amino acids.
CUGCUCCAAUCAGUAAACUCCUGAGGGCUGAUCCCAAUGCACUUUCACUUCUGCCUGCGGAUAAGUUACUUAAACAGCAUUAUUUUACUCUUCAGAUUUAACAGAGGCUUUGGAGGAAACCUAAACACUCAGAACCUACUUUCUGAACUAUGCCAGUUGCGUUUAACGGAUUAUAAGAAAUGGCUUUCUUUCCUGACAAGAUACUGUAUCUUGUUGUCCUGAAUGUUGCGGUCACGAGUGUGGUAGGAUCAGACCGUAAGUAAUUAAACUGAGAUGCAGAUGGCCACUGUGUACUGGGAUAAUACUCACAAGGCAGUGUUGCUGAAGCAGGGGGUUCUGGAAAAAGAAGGGGACGCAUAUGGGUACUUUAACGACACCCUCUCGCACACGGGCUGGGGAGUUCUGGAGCUGCGGGCAGGUUAUGGGGAGACCCCGGAACUCGACGAAGUCACCUUCUUCCUGGCGGGAUACCUGGAGGGAUUCCUGACAGCUCAACAGAUGUUUAGUCACUACACUAACAUGUAUCCCCAGCUGAUAAAGGACCCAAAGGUGCUAGGUCCAGUGAAGAACUGGAUGAGUAAGCAGGACCAGUGGACGAGAGAACAGGUGAAGCUUAAUAAGGCCGUGGACCCCCUGUGGCAACACGCUGGCUUCAUCGUAGCCCAAAUGGACGGGCUUCAGGCAGGAGCUUCGUACUGGGCAAAGCUCAAUAAGAGAGAGCCCCUGUCCAUGUUCGCCGUCCAGUUCCUCAAUGCGGUGGGGGACCUGCUGGACCUGAUCCCAGCCCUGGUACCAGAGACUGACCCUCACCACAGAAACACGAAGUUCAGAAUGCCUGGCAUGGGACACUGUUCUGCCCUCAUUAAGAUGUUGCCAGGGUUCGAGAACCUCCUGUUGGCUCACUCCAGCUGGUACACCUACGCAGCCACGCUGCGCAUCUACAAGCACUGGGAUUUCAGAGUAUCGGAGACCCACACCGCCACAGGCAAAAUGUCCUUCAGCAGCUAUCCUGGCUUCCUGGUGUCUCUGGAUGACUUCUACAUCUUAGGCAGUGGCCUCCUGAUGACCCAGACCACCAACAACGUCUUCAACAGCUCGCUCUUCUCCCUGGUGACGCCUCAGAGCCUGCUGGCCUGGCAGAGGGUUCGACUGGCGCAUGCCCUCGCGCGCACCGGGAAGCAGUGGGCACAGACCUUCUCCAGAUACAACUCCGGCACCUAUAAUAACCAGUACAUGGUGGUGGACCUCAGCAAAGUGGCUCUGGGCAGCAGGCUGGAGGAGGGGGCUCUGACUGUGGUGGAGCAGAUUCCUGGGCUGGUGGAGUACUCGGACCAGACUCAGGCCCUGCGGCGAGGGUACUGGCCCUCCUACAAUGUGCCUUUCCACAGUACGAUCUACAACCAGAGUGGUUACCCGGAGAUGUGGAAGGAGCAUGGAGAGGACUUCUCCUAUGACCUCUGCCCACGAGCCAAGAUCUUCCGCAGGGACCAGGCCGGAGUGGCGGAUCUGGCCUCCAUGAAGCACAUCAUGAGAUACAACAAUUACAAGAAUGACCCCUACGCCAGAGGACACCCCUGCAGGACCAUCUGCUGCCGCAACGACCUGAAGGAGGAGAAGCCUAGCCCGGGAGGCUGCUACGAUACCAAGGUGACGGACUUUCACAUGGCGCAGCGCUUCGCGGCGGAGGCGGUCAACGGGCCCACGACGCAGGGGGGGCUCCCGCCCUUCUCCUGGAGCGGGUUCAACCGCACCUCCCACCAGGGGCUGCCCGUCACCUACAACUUCACCUUCCUGACCAUGCAGCCCAUGCUGCUCCGGCCCUGAGCCCGGGCACUGGACCCCUCGCCCGCGCUCAGGCUACAGCUCCGCCCAGGAGGGGGGGGGGGGAACGCACCCAGACAGCCAAACGUGUCUCACCCAAAGCGUCUCGUCGACAAUCACAGCCUCAGCUUCAAUCAGCGUCCGUUUGAUCGCAAAUGUUCAGCGUGUUUCGUUCUGUUAAAUCUGACGACCCCGUCUCCUUUUCUGCCUAGAUGUGGAACGGGAUGGGCUGAGCAGGGAGAAAAACAUUGGGGCUUUUGGGGAAUAUUGGGAAGGGGAUCUUUUUAUGGGGAUCUAAAAUGGUAUACAUGGGGGGGAUCAGUUAGGAAGGGAGAAACUUUUCUAGUCAUAUGGGUCACAUGGUGGGUGGUAAAAAGGAAGAGGUAAUGGAUCACUAGUUUAACCUAAGAAAUGUUUCCAUUGUAAUUGGCCACUAGGGACAAAUUGCAAUAAUUGCUGUAGAGAGCACUUUGGUGUCUGGUACCCUUAGCUGUUGUCAAUGUCUGUGUGUCAGAAUGAUUUUUCUUGUGAGCAAGCAGCAUGUUUGUGAUCAAAGAAAACCUGUGGGAAAUUUUAUACAAUCUUAAAAGAAUUAAGUGCUCAGGGCUGCGGUUUUCAUCCUCACUGCCUUGUCUUUUCUUGGCCUAAAAUAGUAUUUUUUAAAUGUCAGGGUAAAUUGUGAAAAAAGCUUUUUCCCCAUAUAUUUGUGUUGCUGUGCAUGUGUUGAAAUUCCUUUUUGUAUGACAGUUUUCGUGAAUAAUAAACAUAGUACCCCCACA